Molecule: messenger RNA, 1875 nt
Organism: Torulaspora globosa
Lineage: Eukaryota; Fungi; Ascomycota; Saccharomycetes; Saccharomycetales; Saccharomycetaceae
Gene: ATG20
Product: Atg20p
Exons: 1
Coding region: 1-1875 (624 amino acids)
Biological process (GO): retrograde transport, endosome to Golgi
Molecular function (GO): phosphatidylinositol binding
Source: RefSeq, a predicted model, not a curated record
AUGGGCAAUUCAGAGACUGCGGAAUCGAGCCAAUCGCUCAGUAAAGAGGCCGUUGAAACGGCGGUCGAAGCGCAGCAGAGUGGCGAGGAAAAGGGACAAUGGCAAGAGGAGGAUGGUAAGAGAAAUGGCUCUGAUAGUGAGGAGGACGAUGCUAGAGGAUCUAGUGUGGAUCCGUCAAUGAUUCAUACCGCCAUAACGGAGAAAGACAACCCUUUUAUGCAGUUGCAGGACGAUGAGCGUGAUUUAGAGAAUAGAGAUGCGAAACAGGUGAGUAGAUCAAGAAUAAAGCCACUGCUGAACCCAAACGAGGUUUAUCAGGAUGAUAUGGACGAUAUCUUGCCGUCAAAGACGGCGGAAGCGAAGGAGCGUCGCGACAGUGGCGAAUCUAGCAGUUUGAACGGGAAAUUCGAGCUGCCUAAGGAUUUGAAUCCUGGCAGAGAGAGUUCGGGUUCAAACAGCAAGGUGCAGAUAUUGGAGGCCAACAAGCUGUCAGAAGGUCAGGGUAGAACAUAUAUUGCUUACACAAUCAGGUACAAGGAUGCGCUGGUGCGAAGGCGAUACAGCGAUUUUGAGAGUCUGAGGAAUAUCCUGGUGAAGCUCUUUCCUAUGAGUUUGAUCCCGCCAAUACCAGAGAAGCAAAGUAUAAAGACGUAUGGGAAAGCGAUCGCGGCCUCGAAGCCCAGUUAUCUUCUGCCUUCAGACGGGACGAGGUCGGUGGAUCUCUCUCUUUCCGUUAUCAAUGGAUCGGUGAACAAUAGCGAUGAGAGACUAAUACGACACAGAAUCAGGAUGUUGACGGGAUUUCUCAACAAACUUCUGCUGGAUUCAGAGGUUACAAAGACUACCAUCAUUAGCGAUUUUCUCGACCCGAAUAAUACUAACUGGAGUGAUUUCAUAACCAGUUCUGCGACGUUUUCCUCACUUCCCAGAAGUGUUUUGCAGUGCAAUCCACUGGACCCGACAGCCACCACAAGAAUACACGCAUCCUUACCAAUCCCGCAUCUAACGUCUCAAUCUUUGUUGCAUAAAGACAACUCUUCUCGUGGGUUAGAAGUCAAGGACAGCUUCCAGGCCAUCGAAAAAGAUUACAAAAGAUAUGAAAACAUUCUCAGUAAUGGGAUUUACAAGUACAGCAGAAGAAUUACAAGAAAUAUGUAUGAUAUGAAGCAUUACAUGAAGGAAUUGAGUGAGGCGUAUGCUCAGUUCGCAGCCACUCAAAGCCGCGGUGCAGAGCUUGCUGAGGAGUUUUCCCACAUAAGUAACGCCUUCGAUGAAUCAGCAAGCGAGUUAGAGAGCACUGUCGGAAAGUUUUAUUACAAUAUAGAUGAGCCACUCAGUGAGUGCGUUCGAAUGGCAGGCUCUGCGAGAGAUCUGAUAAAGUUCCGCAAAUUAAAGCGAAUGCAACUUGAGAUGAUAAGAAAAUAUUUAGCGAGCAAGAGGAAUCAACUUGAAAAACUGGAAGAGCAUGAGAAAGAGAUGAAAAAGGUCGACUCUGAUGUUGACCGGGAGAUGAGCAAAAGUAACAAGAUCAAUUUGGAGCAUCCUCAACCCAAGACUUAUAGUGGGAAGCUCCUAAAUAAAUUCAAUAAAUUGGCCAGCAUGGUGAAAGAAUCGGUGAAUUACCAAGAUCCAGAUCUAAACACUAGUAUCCCAACUCUGAAAGCUGAAAUCCAACAAUUGAAGGAGUCCCUCGAAGUCUCUGAGAAUGAUGUUGAGGUUAUCUCCACAGUAAUCAAAGAUACAAAGUUGAAAGAGUUCUCGAGUCAGCGCGAGAAAGAACUGGCUGAAAUACUUAAGAAUUACGCCAAAUAUCUGAGAGAAUACGCACAGAGCAAUCUCAAAAUAUGGCAGGACAUUAAAUCGACCCAAAGUUAG